GAAUUCUCACACGGCACUGGGAAAGGGAUUAGGAUCCGCAGAAGCUAAACCCCGGAGAACCGCCCUGCCUGGAUGAUCGAUUGAUCAUCACCGGAGAAUAUCGGACGGUUCCAUUAAGCCGGCCGAGCUCACGCUCUUUAUCCCCGUCCGUUCAUUACGUCGGAGCUCUUAAAUUAGCGAAGAGGUUUAGAUUCACAUUCCUUGUUCGAAGAACAUAUAGAACGAUAAAUCUUCGAUUUGUGGAGUGGCGGAGAGUUUUUGGUGUUCCACAGAUGUCAGAACAACAGACUCUGGAUUUGGCCUGGGAAUUUUGUAAUCAUUGUGGAGUUGAAUAAAAAUGGAACGAGCUUAAAGAAACAUUAUGCAAGACGUGGAGGCAGAUUCUCAGUUGAUGGUGUAAGAAUUAUUUCUGCAAACAUGGUUAGUCCAGUCGGUCUCAAAGCAUCUGAAUCCAUCAGUCCUGAGUUGAAUUGGAAGAAAGUAACAAAAGGAAGACGCUCCAGGAAACCAAUUAGCAGAAGUUCCAACUGGGGUGGAAAACUAAAGAAUCAGAGUCCCAGGAGAGUGGGAGAUUUUUCAGGUUCCGAUUCCGACAAGUUAGUUGAGAUUCUCAACGAGCAAUCUGCUCCGGACAAAGCAGAGCGCAUUCCCAUAAAGAAGAGGAGGCAUUUGCUAGGUACUCCAAUUCAAUCUGAAGAACGUGAUCGGAUUUCCGAUGAUAAUCAUCCACCGGGGAACUUAAGUUCGUCUUCUUAUUCCGACCAUCAGGCAGUGGCUUUAAAGCUUUGUAACACAAUUAGAGAUGGCAUUUUGGAUGUCAAGCGUACAAAGCUUCAAACUGGGAGGAGCUAUUACAACACUGAGGACUUUUCAGGCAUUGCAUUGCUUGCAGCAGCUGCAUGCAGUAAUGGAGUGGAUGAUGACAUUGGUACUGAAAAGGAUUCUAGAAACCAGUCGGGAAAGGACAUGAUUCCUAAAAGUGAAUGUUCAGAUUUUCUUCAACAGAAUUCAGCUAUUCUGCAAGAUUUGGAUGAAGACAAUAAUAAACUUGGGGAAUAUAUACCUUCUGUAUCUCCGAAGGUUGACAGACUGUAUUGGGACCUCAAUAUACCUAUUGAUUCUUGGGGUAAACCUCAGGAUGACCAAGCCACCACUGGAAAUGCUCAAAAUAAUGGUGAAAUUGGGCACAACAAAAACCACCGUGUGAGCAACUUCACUGAAGACAGGAUUAUUCCUGAGACAUCUGAUUUCGAUAAUCUCAAAAAAAUAGUUGAACCUUUUGCAACGUCUCACGAGGAUAUAUCAUCUCCUGGUGACAAUCUUUCCAACAAAUCAGUUCAUGCAUCAACAACCUUAAUUUCUCAGGGACAGCCAACUGUUGCAGUUUUUGAUGGUGCCUCUUCUGAUGAAGCUAAUAUUUCUCAUCACUUAUCAAAUUGUGAAGCUCUGUCAUCAUCAGUCAAUGAUACAAAUACUGGCAGGUCAGUGAAGACGGAGUCAGUUUUUGGAGACAGCCACAAAUCAGACAUCUCCCACGAGUAUCGUGGUCAAAAUAAUUGUGGUUUGUAUAUGAAAGGUUUUCGUGCUGGUUAUGACUCCCCCUUUGAAGAUGGGGAGUUGAGAGGAUCUGGUUUAUGUUGUUGGGAGGAAAAUGAGGUAUAUGGCGAGGAUGGAUGCGUUGACUAUGAUUCAACUGGAAAUGGUAUGCAUGAUCAACAUGAGUCAGAAGUUGUCGAAGAUGGGUCUGAGGAUGGUUCACAAGGUUGUUUUGAGAAGAGACUUUCUUCUUUGAAUGGACGAUUUGUUGAAGCAGAUUUCAGUAGGGGUCCUAGGUCACUGAAGAACAUUAGGGUGCAACCCAGGAGGUAUGAUUCAAGCAUGGGAGGAAAUUAUGCGAGAAAAGGAGAAGUGUUUGGUUACAGGCGGUCAUAUAAUGAAGAUUUUGGUUUGAGACCAGAUAGAGCCAAGUUGCAGUCACGCACUGAAGGGCCAAUGUAUGUGGAUGCAAAAGACAGGAAGGGCUCUAUAUUGUUCCAUCCCCGCCGAAGGCCUCAUAGUUUGGGUUCUUACAGUAGAAGACCUGAAAGAGAAUUUUCCCCUGAAAGGGGAUUUACCCCUGAUAAAUUUAUGGGCAGCAGAUAUAGAUCUGCAUUCCUUGAACGAAAUAUGAAUCCAGGGGGCGGUCAUUGGGAGGGCAGCUGGGAUUCAAGAAACCGAUAUCCUUCAACUACUUAUCAGCACAUCCCUGAUGGUCACCGGCGAAGAACCUUUGCUGCUAAUGUAACUGAACGGUUUGACCGGAUGGGUUCUCACGACCAGAGAAAUUAUUCCUCAAACUACAUAGAAAGAAGACCUCAUGGGUUUAAACGGAGGAUAUCAGUUGAGGGUGGGGAUGAUUGGUAUGACAGUCCUAGGAGGAUGGAACCUGCCAGGAUUGGCCGAUCUGGAAGUUAUUAUUCUCGGGGUGGUAGAGGAGGCUUUGCAGGGCACAGAGGUCAUUUCCCUUUACCAGACGACGAUGACGGGUCACCUAAUGGAAUGCGGCGUCGUUACUUGAGGAAAUCUCGGUCAAGGUCGAGGUCCUCUACUCCUCGGAGUGGUAGAGGCUUCAGAGGGCAGGGAGGUAAUUUCUCCUUACCUGAUGAUGGCGAUUUGUCGCCAAUUGGAGCGCGGCGGCGUUAUUUCAGGAAAUCCCGUUCGCAGUCGAAGUCAUCCUCUUCUCCUCGGGCUUGGUGUUAUUCUCCAAGAGAUUGGAACCCACCGGCCAUGAGAGGACGCCCGUCGGGCAGAUUGCCCGACCGGAGAUUGAGGGGUGUUCCUCACUAUGCGGAAGCGGAUGAAUAUGGAAGAGGAGGGUUUGUGUCCCCACCGAGGCGGCACUUCUCCCCUGAACGGAGAUCGAGAAGGACAGACGGUAGCCAACACUUUGUUGGCAGCCGCGGGAGAACGCCCGUGAGGGAGACCGUAAAAAGGAAUCAAAGAUUCGACCCAUUGGGACCGGGCAACCGAUUCAAGUCAUCCAACAACCAUUUCAGACGCACGGGGAGAUUUCCAUUGAUGGGCGGCAACGAAGACAGUGACAUGGGAAGGGUGAGGAUGAACAGUUACGAUGACAUUAGUCCUCUGAAGAAGCAUUCGGAGGAUGUUGCUGCUGUAAAGGAAACCGGACAUGGCGGUGUUGAUGAUAAAUAUGAGGCAGGAGGCAAUGAAGAAGAACAAGGAAAAGAUGAAGACAAUCAAGACAUCCACUGUACAGGGAAUGCUGCACAAGGUACUCUUGUUAUUGAUGAAGAUAAAAAAUAAAUCCCUCUAAAUACAACAACAUGGCACUAUUGUUUUUGUUUUUUUGGCUGGUUAAUGUUUGUUGUUGCCUUAGGAGGAAUGUUGGUAGGAAAAAAAGCCGUUGCUAAUAUAUAGUAGUGUCUAGCUUUAUUAUUCUACGUCCACAAAAUGAUUUCUUUUUAUGGCCAUUAGUGGAUAAGAAAAUGAAAUAAUUUUUGCUGAUGAAUUAAUUAAAUUUUAUGUAUUUUGGUAGCUGUCCCUCAUCCCUUUUUCGGAGAAGACCGGUUUUAUUUGUUGGACACUUGGACAUGUGCCUUCUACCAUCCAUUGUACAUCUUGAUGGAGAAAAAAAAGACCAAACUUGGUG
Messenger RNA from Cuscuta campestris, 3649 nucleotides. The record is from the annotation of a GenBank genome assembly. Lineage: Eukaryota; Viridiplantae; Streptophyta; Magnoliopsida; Solanales; Convolvulaceae.